Molecule: messenger RNA, 2167 nt
Organism: Episyrphus balteatus (marmalade hoverfly)
Lineage: Eukaryota; Metazoa; Arthropoda; Insecta; Diptera; Syrphidae
Exons: 4
Coding region: 157-2058 (633 amino acids)
Biological process (GO): cilium organization
Cellular component (GO): ciliary basal body
Source: RefSeq, a predicted model, not a curated record
AUUCGUGUUCUUUAUUCACUUGAAAUUUUCUCGGGAUUUAAAAAAAAUUGAUUUAUGGUUUGAAGUUUGAAAUUCGAAAUUAAAUAAAUAGAAAAAACUAAUUAAUAAAAAAAAACUUGGAGAAGCUCUUGAAAAGAACAGGAAUAGAAUCAAAGAAUGGCCUUUAACUUCAGCGCUAACCAGUUCGAAAACUCGUUUAAAGCACAACGGCUGUGUAACUGGGAAGUACCCAAAUGGUAUCCUCCACGCCCACGUCAGCGCAAAUGUUCAACAAAAAUAAUAGCCAACGAUCGGGGUCAUUUGUUGCCUAACGUUAAAAGAUCUGAUGAUAAUCCUUGGGGAUAUUUUAAGGGCACUCACGAACUUCCACGUAAAAUCUCUCGAGCAAAAGCAGAAGAAAUUAACCGAAAGUUAACAGGCAAAGAUAAAUGGAAGCAAUUAUUUGAAAACAAUAAGACAAUCGAAUGCAAGGAAGAGGAAAACUUUGAAAGAAGUGAAUACAAACAAAAGAAGCUAGAGAAAUCAAAAUCUUUAGAUUCGGAAUACGUUCCAGGAGACUUAACACCUUAUGAACAACAACAUAUCUCGAAAGAUCUUCUUUUACAGCAAAAUAAAGAGCGAGGCAAUAAUAAUCUCGAACCUCAACCAGAAACGAAUGACUAUAAUUUAGAAAGAUUUGAGAACGACAAUCAAUUUCUGAACAGAACUGGUUACAGCCAAUCAGCUUUUCCAAUUAUAAACAACACUACUACUAACGAAGAGGUCGAGGAUAAUUUUGAAAAAAUGCAUCUAUCUGUAAAUAGAGGCAUUACAGAAAAACCACAUGAACGUUCCCCUUCACCGGUCAUACCGGCUUAUACAAACUUUCAGAUGGCUCGAAAAAUGCAUCAGGAUAAUUUAGACCAUCAACCGUUACCUGACUGUGUGGCUGAUAAAGUAUUUAGAAAGUUACAAGCUGAGGGAAUCCCACACCCCGGCUUAGCCUUGAACAUUAAUCCGAUUGCUACGGGUGUAGGGGUCAAGACCUACAAUGCUGGUCCAACGCAUUGUACAAAAAUGAAAAUUUUUCGCCCGAAAACCUGUGGAGUUGUUCCAAAGGUAUACAAUGAUGUGGCUUCUAAUCAUCGCCCAUUUUCAUCCAUCGAUGCAAAAAAAAUGGGUUCAAUGGAUUUGGCUAUUUGUUGGGAUUAUAGACCAGAUAAUCCCGCAGAUGAACCUAAACUUGCUCGGCACAUAGAUGGAUCAAAUGACUCGGCUGGUCCAGCUGUAUUUACUUUUGUUAAGACUCCACGAACACCCGAAAAAGUUCAAACUGGACGGUCAGCUGGUGUCUUCACAAGUACUUUUGGAGAACCCGGAUUUUUCGAUAAAGAUAUAAUGAGACGCAAAACAGACUUUGCUCAAGCCGCUCGUUCGGAACCAGUGAAAUGUACCUGUGGAACAUCUGCUAUGGAAUAUAAAAAUGGUAAAAGCUCGAGAGCCAAAAGUGUAUCGCGUAGCGGAAGUUCAAUAGCCAAGAAUGAUUUCGAUCAUAAACGAUAUCAAAGUUCUCCAAAUCUUUCAAUAUUUAAAGUGAGUGACUACCUUAAGGAAAAUGAGAAACCGUUGCGAGAACAUUCAUGUCGAAAAUAUGGAACAAAGAAAAAUGAUGAACCACAACCGGGAUUCUUUAGAAGAACAGCCAGAAUGUGUCACAAGAUUGCACCACAAUCAUAUGCAGAUAAUAAUGAAAAACAAGAAUACAAAUCAGCUUUUCGAGCUGGUAUACCGAAAUUCAACGCCGCAGGGACAGUGGUAAGCUCGGAUAGUGGUUGUAGCUCAAUGUCGAGUGGAUCUUGUUCAACAACUAAUAAAGUUCUUGUUGUUCCGAGGCCUCGAAACCCGUACAAUAAGAAAAAUUAUGAUAUAGAGACAUUAGUUCCACCAUUUACAAGCUUUAAAGGUGGCGCAGGACAAGGGGGCUACCCAGAGCAUUGGAGACUAGCAAGUGUAUAUCAACAUGCGUAUAAACCAAUUGAACAGCGCAAGAGACCGCUUCUUCAAACAGUCUAUAAAUAACUUAUUUGUAGCAAGUUUCUUUUUAUUAUAACUUCUAAAAACUCAAACAUCAAAAUAGUUUUUUUUUAUGAUACUACAUAAAUAAAAGUUCACAUUAAUACAUACAUAC